Tachyglossus aculeatus (Australian echidna) is the source of this 1989-nucleotide messenger RNA. RefSeq names its product basic proline-rich protein-like. Lineage: Eukaryota; Metazoa; Chordata; Mammalia; Monotremata; Tachyglossidae. Bases 1 to 1989 code for a protein of 662 amino acids. The transcript has 3 exons. The record is from RefSeq and is a predicted model, not a curated record.
AUGAAAAACCAGAAACGUCCCCCGGACUGUGAGCUCCCUGUGGCCAGGGGACGUGCCCACCAACUCCGCCACACUGAACUCCACACCACGUCGUCCAACCUGUCCCCGCCCCAAUUCUGUCCCCAGGACAACUCUGUCCCCGUGGACCCCCACCCCAAUUCCGUCCCCCAGACGUCCAGCCUGUCCUCAGGCCAAUUCUGUCCCCGCGGACCCCCGGCCUGGCCCCAUCCCAAUUAUGCCCCCGCGGCCCCCCGCCCCAAUUGUGUCCCCCAGACCCCCAGCCUGUCCCCAGGACAAUUCUGUCCCCGCAGCCCCCCGCCCCAAUUCUGUCCCCCAGACCCCCAGCCUGUCCCCAGGACAAUUUUGUCCCCCAGACCCCCAGCCUGUCCCCAGGCCAACUCUGUCCCCGCAGCCCCCCGCCCCAAUUCUGUCCCGCAGACGUCCAGCCGGUCCCCAGAACAAUCCUGUCCUCGCAGAGCCCCGCCCCAAUUCUGUCCCCCAGACCCCCAGCCUGUCCCCAAGACAAUUCCGUCCCCUCAGCCCCCCGCCCCAAUUCUGUCCCCGCAGACCCCCAGCCUACCCCCAGCCUGUCCCCAGGACAAUUCCGUCCUCGCAGACCACCGCCCCAAUUCUGUCCCCCAGACGUGCAGCCUGUCCCCAGGCCCACCCUGUCCCCGCAGCCCCCCAAUCCCAAUUCCGUCCCCCAGACCCCCAGCCUGUCCCCAGCCCAAUCCUGUCCUCGCGGACCCCCAACCCCAAUUCUGUCCCCCAGACCCCCAGCCUGUCCCCAGGCCCACCCUGUCCCCGCAGCCCCCCAAUCCCAAUUCUGCCCCGCAGACCCCCAGCCUGUCCCCAGGACAAUUCCGUCCCGGCAGCCCCCCGCCCCAAUUCUGUCCCCCAGACGUGCAGCCUGUCCCCAGGACAAUCCUGUCCUCGCGGCCCCCCCAACCCCAAUUCUGUCCCCCAGACGUGCAGCCUGUCCCCCAGGCCCACCCUGUCCCCGCAGCCCCCCAACCCCAGUUCUGCCCCGCAGACUCCCAGGCUGUCCCCAGGCCCACUCUGUCCUCGCGGCCCCCCAAUCCCAAUUCUGUCCCCCAGGACGUCCAGCCGGUCCCCAGGCCAACUCUGUCCUCGCGGCCCCCCGCCCCAAUUCUGUCCCCCAGACCCCCAGCCUGUCCCCAGGCCAACCCUGUCCCCGCAGCCCCCCGCCCCAAUUCUGUCCCCGCAGACCCCCGGCCUGUCCCCAGGCCAACUCUGUCCCCGCAAACCCCCGCCCCAAUUCUGUCCCCGCAGACCCCCAGCCUGUCCCCAGGACAAUUCCGUCCUCGCAGACCACCGCCCCAAUUCUGUUCCCCAGACGUGCAGCCUGUCCCCAGGCCCACCCUGUCCCCGCAGCCCCCCAACCCCAGUUCUGCCCCGCAGACUCCCAGGCUGUCCCCAGGCCCACCCUGUCCCCGCAGCCCCCCGCCCCAAUUCUGUCCCGCAGACCCCCAGCCUGUCCCCAGGACAACUCAGUCCUCGCGGACCCCCAACCCCAAUCCUGUCCCCGCAGACCCCCAGCCUGUCCCCAAGACAAUUAUGCCCCCGGCGGCCCCCGAGCCCCAAUUCCGUCCCGCAGCCCCCCAGCCUGUCCCCGGGACAAUUCUGUCCCCGCGGCCCCCCGCCCCAAUUCCGUCCCCCAGACGUGCACCCUGUCCCCAGCCCCACCCUGUCCUCGCGGACCCCCAACCCCAAUUCUGUCCCCCAGGACCCCCAGCCUGUCCCCAGGCCCACUCUGUCCCCGCGGCCCCCCAACCCCAAUUCUGUCCCCCAGACCCCCAGCCUGUCCCCAGGACCGUUGUGUCCCGCGGCCCCCCGGCCUGUCCCCAUGACAACCUGACGUCCCCCCCCCUCCCCCCCGCCGGAGGUCCCCCCGCCCCGACGGGCCCCGGGCCGCCCCCCGACGUACCGGAGACCUGUGUGUGUGUGUGUGUGUGCGUGUGUGUGUAG